AUGUCGGCACCAAACCCAAAGGCGUUCCCAUUGGCAGAUUCGGCCUUGACCCAGCAAAUCUUGGAUGUCGUGCAGCAGUCCCAGAACUUGAGACAGUUGAAAAAGGGCGCCAAUGAAGCCACCAAGACUUUAAACAGAGGCAUCUCUGAGUUCAUCAUCAUGGCUGCCGACGCUGAGCCUAUUGAAAUCUUGUUGCACUUGCCGUUGUUGUGCGAAGAUAAGAAUGUGCCAUACGUCUUUGUUCCUAGUAAAGCUGCUUUAGGAAGAGCCUGUGGUGUUUCAAGACCCGUGAUUGCUGCUUCUGUCACGUCAAAUGAUGCUUCUUCCAUCAAGAACCAAAUCUACGGUAUCAAGGAUAAGAUUGAAACUCUUUUGAUCUAG
Lodderomyces beijingensis is the source of this 381-nucleotide messenger RNA. Lineage: Eukaryota; Fungi; Ascomycota; Pichiomycetes; Serinales; Debaryomycetaceae. The record is from the annotation of a GenBank genome assembly.